Eucalyptus grandis is the source of this 1296-nucleotide messenger RNA. RefSeq names its product probable xyloglucan endotransglucosylase/hydrolase protein 23. Gene Ontology annotation, biological process: cell wall biogenesis; xyloglucan metabolic process. The coding region runs from base 199 to 1062 and encodes 287 amino acids. Gene Ontology annotation, cellular component: cell wall; apoplast. Gene Ontology annotation, molecular function: hydrolase activity, hydrolyzing O-glycosyl compounds; xyloglucan:xyloglucosyl transferase activity. NCBI's taxonomy places the organism in Eukaryota, Viridiplantae, Streptophyta, Magnoliopsida, Myrtales, Myrtaceae. The record is from RefSeq and is a predicted model, not a curated record. The transcript has 3 exons.
ACAGCUGAGCUAACCUCGACCUUCCUAUGACUUUCCUCUGGCUCCGCACAGGGAAUCGACGAGCCUUCAUUCGCUCCACCCUUCCCAGUUCCCAGUAUAAAUAGCCAUUGUCCCGUUCAACUGGAUUCAUCCUCUCUUUUUCACUCAUCUCCUUCGGUCUCGUUUCAGUCGGUUCUUCUUGAGCUCUAGCCUGUUGUCAUGGCUUCUGCUGCGCUAGCAAUGAUUCUCUUCACUUCCGUUCUGCUCAAAAGUUUGAUGGUUGCAUCUGCUGGUAACUUAAACCAAGAGUUCGACAUAACGUGGGGGGAUGGCCGAGCUCAGAUACUCAACAAUGGAGACCUCCUCACUCUCUCUCUCGACAAGGCUUCAGGCUCCGGCUUCCAAUCCAAGAACGAAUAUCUCUUCGGCAAGAUCGACAUGCAACUCAAGCUAGUCCCUGGAAACUCUGCCGGCACCGUCACUGCAUACUACCUGUCCUCAAAAGGGUCGACGUGGGACGAGAUAGACUUCGAGUUCUUGGGAAACCUGAGCGGCGAUCCGUACAUUCUUCACACCAACGUGUUCAGCCAAGGCAAGGGGAACAGGGAGCAGCAGUUCUAUCUCUGGUUCGACCCGACCGCCGAUUUCCACACCUACUCCAUCCUCUGGAACCCGCAACGCAUCAUAUUCUCAGUGGACGGCACCCCAAUCCGAGAGUUCAAGAACGCGGAGUCGAGCGGCGUUCCGUUCCCCAAGAGCCAACCGAUGAGGAUCUACUCGAGCCUCUGGAACGCGGACGACUGGGCCACCAGAGGCGGGCUGGUGAAGACGGACUGGUCGCGAGCUCCGUUCACGGCCUCCUACAGGAACUUCAACGCCGACGCCUGCGUUUGGUCCUCGGGGUCCUCGUCUUGCGGGUCCGGCGCCGCCUCCAGCGACGGCAGUUCUUGGCUCACGCAAGAGCUGGACACGACCAGCCAGCAGAGGCUGAAGUGGGUGCAGCAGAACUAUAUGAUCUACAAUUACUGCUCCGACUCCAAGAGGUUCCCUCAGGGCCCCCCUCCAGAAUGCAACCUCUCUUAAGAGAGAGAGAGAGAGGGAAUGCUAGGAUUUGAACAUAGGACAAUUCUUUCAUUGAAUUUUCGUAUUCUUGGAUAUGUUUGACGAUACCUUAUUAUUCUUUAUGUAAUAUAUUAUCUUGGUUGAUUAUUUUGCCUCCUUUGGCAAUCCAGAACAAUGAAGCGAGCAAUUUGGCCACGUAAAGAGUGUAUUAGCUUAUCGUAUAAGAAAGUCCCAUCUUACUGAUUCGUUUUUUCC